GGGGAGGGACCUACCUGAAUUUGUCCAAUAUAAACUAUAGUUUGCGUUUGGCGUAAACGCAACAGAAUCGGUAUAAUGAUUACACCCCAGCACAAUCCCCAGUAUAUUUGUUAUGAUGCGAAGAAAGUACAACAUUUCGUGCCCUGUCUAACCCGGGGCUGCAUGGCCAGUCUGUGGAGCUGAACGAGGCCUACAGGGUGCUGAGUAAGGAGGUGUCCCGGAGAGAGUACGACCUGCGGCUACAGCACCCUUUUACCGGGGGACAGGCCUUCAGACCCACCUCCACACAACCCCAGGAGAGUAUGCGCUACUAGGAUCAGUUCAAACCCUGUCAACCUGAGGAGUGGGGGAGGAAGAUGAAAUUUAGAAUAAUUAGCUACUGUAUGCUCAUCAUGUGACUGAGCUUCUCUUCAGGUGUCUCUCUCUCUCUUCCGGUCACACAGACAGUUGGAGUCUGUCCAUAACAACUUCACGGACAAGAAGAACAGGUCAUCAAGCAGAUCUACAAUGAGGGCAAGAGUGAACAGGUUUAAGAAGCAGACAGAGAUUCUCAGACAGAAUUCUCAGAAACACAAAAUCACUUGCAACAAGUAGGAGUUUAGUAGAAUACGAGCACAUCGUAAAUCAAGGGGGAUUGAUUUGGCCGAACACCUCGGAAGAGGAAUGGAGUCAUUCAGGAAGGGGAGUGAACAGUUGAUUGAGUUAGGAGUAGUUAACUUUUUCAGUGGUUUGUGGCAGACGUUGAUGAUGUGCACAGCUCUCGUUUGCUUGGACCUUGGAUACUAAGCCAAGGAGUUAAACAACAAGUGUGUAAUACCUGGGUGAAACGGAAACAGUAAUGGGGUACAUGUCUUUGUCACAGUAAAGCCUCGCCCCACAGCCAUUCUAGGUUUCUCCAGGAGGAGAAUACGUUGUGGAGGUUUGGUCUGGUAUCACAAGACUAACAGCAGUAGGUCAUUAGCAGCACAUCUCUUCCGCUAUUGGAUGGAACCAAGACUCCUGUUAGCCAGUUGCUAAUUGGUUUGCAUACCCGUGACAUGCUGUUUCCCUCACGGCCGUUCAGAGGCAGUCUCAACACUUUGCCCACUGUAGAUGGGGCAUUCCAGAUAUUGCAACCUUCAGUGUUCCGACAGGAGUUUUUCCUGACAAUGUUACCUACAUGCAAUAUUUAGGGCCUUCUGCUUUUCCUGGUUAUGUGAUGAGGAACAACUGUCCCUAGAUAUACUAUAUACAUUCCCAUUGAAAGGACAUGGAAUCAAGAGACAUUUUGAAAAUUAAGUCAUAUUAGGACUUUUUAAAAUGGUAUUUAAUUGUGCACUUCUCUGAUGUUGAAGAAUUCAUUUUAGGAAUGGUAAUUAUACUAUGGAAAGUACUGAAGUGCCACGCAGGCAGAUUUAUUGAGAUUAGAAAUGUAUUUAAUUUAUUGCUGUGGUGACGGCCAACUGACACUUACCAUAAGUCACAGAUUGUGUUUCAGUGAUGUUUAAUGACAGCCUUAACUCCUCACGGUGUCAUGGAGUCAUGCAAUGAUGAAUAAAUGAGCAAACACUGUUCCUCUGAUCUCAACCAACAACCUCCAAUGUUUCAUUUUGAGUUUGUUUCUCACCUGAUUCCACGCUCGCAUGUCCUGUCAGGUUUGGGAGUGAGCGAGUGGUGCAGUGUGUGUUAAUGACUCUAUGGCCUUGUGUUGUUUCUCAAGCCCUUAGCUGAAACCACAGGAGAUAACAGGUCCCCGCAUACCGACAUCCCCUAUGUAGUGCACAAGUGCCCCCUCAUAACCAAAACACACCAAACUGACAGAGACUCUUCUGUCGACGUAAAGACAAACUGAUGGGAGACAGGGUUCACUGUAAGGUCUGGGCUGCUGAUCAAGGUUUUGUAAGCCUCUGACUGUGACCUAGUGCUGCUGAUCAAGGUUUUGUAAGCCUCUGACUGUGACCUAAAUUAGUUGUGCAAAUGUAUUAUUCCAACCAAAUAAAUGAUUAAUAUCAAUUCACUGGGGGUGAUCAGUUAGUGGUCUGUGUGUUUUAUGUGUCUGUCUGUGAGAGCUUGGAUGUGCAUUUGGGUGAAUGAUAUAAAGAGAUCUUAGUGCAUUAAAAUUACCCCCUUUAUUGUAUCGUUAUUAUAAAAUGUAUUAUGUGGCUGAGAAAGUGGAGUGGUAAAUUAUUGAUUGACCUGCUGAAUGACGAAUUGAAGGGCGACGUUCACCUGUGUCCAGUGCGCGGGUGCGUCCAUGUCAUUUUGAAAAAGUUGGCAGUGCAAAGGUUACGCGGAAUUCGGAGUGCGUCGAGUGGAGUGCGCCUUUUAAUUGUGAUCUGAAGGGCAAAGGACAUGAGCAACCAAUCAUAACAGACCAAGAGACGCUGUCAAGGACCCUUCUCUUUGUGGACUGCUCUGGCACCAUUAACUUCUAUAUGUUAUUAUCAAAGAGGACAAAAGGAUAAAUCGCGGCGGCACAUGCGUCUUCAACGAAACGUCAUCUAGGCUAUUUCUCCGAGACACCGCUGUGGAUAGGCUGCGCAGUGUCAUGAGAUGUGCGUUCGGCACCGUAGCCUCUGUGAUUCAAGACAUUAGUGUUGGAUCGUAAAUAAGUGUUUUUUGUCCUUUUUAAACGUUUUUAGAGACAAGGAUACAAUAUCGCAAAAUAUCUUAUCGGGACUAUAAAUGGACCUGUAGUCACGCUACUACUGAUGCUCAACCACGGACCGUUUCAUGGGUUUCUGGCCAACAAUGGGCGAAUGUAACCGGUUUACAUACCCGAACCUCUGGCUUUGGAAUAUUGGGGGCCAUCAUUCAAAGUUCACACAACUCUCAGUAAAAUAGAUGCAACCAAACUGUAUUGAAUUGAACGUGAACGACUGAGAUUUAUUAAACUAGGCUAUUUGUCAAUAUGCAGGCUAUUUGUCAAUAUGCAAAAUGCAUAUGUGUGCGCUUGAUUGCCAAGAAUGAUUUGGCCGAUUGAUGGCAUUCGAUUAUAAAUUGUUAUAUUGUAGCCAAAUACAUUGUGCAAUUGUUGAUGAAUUAAGUUACAAUCUCAAGCCACUCAUUUGAGUGUUAGCCUACUCAUUUGCCAUAGACGGAUUCAUAAUUACUUGUAUGUAUACAUUCAUAUAUUUCACGUUCUUAACAAACGGAAAGGGAAUGCCACCCCGGCUGUCAAUCCAUAACAUGGAACCUAAGGACUGCAGAUUGAAUAUUGAUUGAGUGGAGUGAAAAGACAAAAGAAAAUCAUCAAUUAAUUUACGGAAAAUUAGUUUUUUUGGAGUUCUGCACAAUGGGGAUUAUGCUUCAAGUUAUUCUAGGAAUGUUUCAGUUCCUCUUGCUCUCCAGAAUACCCACGUCCCAUGCUAAGCUAGCCCACUGGAGACCUGCGGACACCACCCCCAAAUCUAGAGAAGUGCGUCGGUGGUUGGAGGUGUACUCUCGGAGUGGUUGUGAGCCCAGGGAUACCCUGGUGGAGGUGUGGCGGGAGUUGCCGGGAGAGACGCAUCACCUCUUCGUGCCUUCCUGUGUGUCGGUCCGCCGCUGUGGUGGGUGCUGCUCCGACGAGGCACUGGAGUGUGUGCCCUCACUCACACACUCUAUCACCAUGGAGCUAAUGAAGACCUCCUUCAUGAAGCAUGAGCUCAUUGAGCUGGACUUCGUUGAGCACAGCCAGUGUGAGUGCAGACUAAAAGAGAAUCUUCAAUCAGCCCCUACCAGGCCUGCAAAGCCUCUGAGGAAAGGCAGGAAAAGGGAGAGAGGAAAAUCCAAACGAAAGAAAAGUGGAACUAUACCCUCCUCUCCCCCCACUACGCCCUCUCCUCCCCCGACCACCCCGUCUCCCUUGCCAGGCCCUCGAUGUACCCCCUGUCCUGGGAGGAAGUGGACACUCGAUUUGCAUUCGUGUCGGUGUCGCUGCAACGUGACCACAGAGAGCUGCAGUCAGAAAGGGAGGAGGCUCAACCAGCACCUCUGCAGAUGUGAGGCCAGGAGGCGGUGAUGCUCUUUCUCUCUGCUGGUUCCAGACUCACUCUCAUCCAUGCUCAUCCACUCUCAUCCAUGCUAAGCAGAAGUCUGGGUAACAAAGAGGAGUGGAGGAUGUACCCCUAACUCUCCUCUUCCUUGUCCUCCAGAACCACCAAGUCAGUGCAGUAUUACAACGUAAAUAUAUGUACCUGUGUGUAGAGCUGUAUAUGUGUAGUCAGUCUCAUCACACAGCUUCUUCAGGCGCUUAGCUGCUAUCGUCCAGUCAACAUGUAUGUAACACUCUCCUUCACAAGAGUAAAUGAUGGGACCAAAUGUAAAGCACAGUUUAGAUGUCUGGUAACAUGAGGGCGAUGUGAGGUAGUGAGUCGCCAGGGCGUUAGUUGUGGACCAGACAGAAUUCAACACUCACACCUCCAAUGCUGUAUGGGACAUUGGGACUUUGGACAUGAAGAGUAUUUAAAGACUGAUCACAGAUCAGAUUUAACAGACGUGUUCAUGUUGAGUUUUGUUGUCUUCAUAGACACGGUGGGGCAGUUUUGCCCAUGAACUGCUAUUGGACUGUUUUGCAGAAAGACAAUGGCAACAGACAUAAUGAUCCUGAUAUUGAUACGUGUGUUAUAUUUUGUGUACAGGGAGACCCCCGAUAGGAGAAUGAUUCCAGGGUCAAGUCAUUAAAGUGCAGUAAGGAUAUAGAAUAGUGAAUGAACAUACAUGCACACACGCACACAUGUACACACACACAUGCACACACGUACCAGCUAUUUGUUGUGUGUAUAUAAAGCCGUCAGGGAUACCCCAUGGACCUAUAGCUAAGUGAGUUGAAUAGCUGCAUAGACUGUAUCUGUGUGGUCUACACACUGAAUGGCACAGAUGGGUUAACAUGCCACAGUCAGUCUCUCUCAUUCACAGCAUAUGGUCACAGGCUGGAUCACUGAGGGGUUUUACAGGCUGGAUCACUGAGGGGUUUUACAGGCUGGAUCACUGAGGGGUUUUACAGGCUGGAUCACUGAGGGGUUUUACAGGCUGGAUCACUGAGGAGUUUUACAGGCUGGAUCACUGCGGAGUUUUACAGGCUGGAUCACAGGGGUUUUACAGGCUGGAUCACUGAGGGGUUUUACAGGCUGGAUCACUGAGGGGUUUUACAGGCUGGAUCACUGAGGGGUUUUACAGGCUGGAUCACUGAGGGGUUUUACAGGCUGGAUCACUGAGGGGUUUUACAGGCUGGAUCACUGAGGGGUUUUACAGGCUGGAUCACUGAGGGGUUUUACAGGCUGGAUCACUGAGGAGUUUUACAGGCUGG
Messenger RNA from Oncorhynchus tshawytscha (Chinook salmon), 5269 nucleotides. Its product is annotated as snake venom vascular endothelial growth factor toxin VR-1'. The coding region runs from base 3275 to 3982 and encodes 235 amino acids. Lineage: Eukaryota; Metazoa; Chordata; Actinopteri; Salmoniformes; Salmonidae. The transcript has 12 exons. Gene Ontology annotation, cellular component: membrane. The record is from RefSeq and is a predicted model, not a curated record. Gene Ontology annotation, molecular function: chemoattractant activity; growth factor activity; vascular endothelial growth factor receptor binding. Gene Ontology annotation, biological process: positive regulation of mast cell chemotaxis; vascular endothelial growth factor receptor signaling pathway; induction of positive chemotaxis.